AUGGUUGCUGAGAAUACUAAAAUAAAAUCUGCAGAUGUGUCCAUGGAUGAAUUUAUAGCUUCCAAUAAGAAGUUGAUGAAAGAAAUUUUUAGUCAUUCCUUUACCACGGACGAUUCGCUUCUUUUUGGAACUCUGUCUCUUCUGCAAUCGCGCUGCGGCUCGUACAUAAUAGACUACAUUUCUCGAGAAGAAGAUGGUUCCGAAUUAGAGAAAUCCAAGCCAUUUGAACUUGCUCAAAAGCCUAUUUCAGAUCUGUCUCCUGAGGAGGUGAUUGAUCAUGUAUGGAUUGAUAUUCAUCAUCCAUCGAUAAAGUAUUUUCAAGGAAAAUUUUGGCAAACGAUAAAACCUCAACGGAAGGAUCGCCGAGGAAAAAAAGGUUAUGGAGGUCGAAGAAAUGGAUCUUAUUCAAAUGGGGCGACAGUGGAGCUACGCAAGCUUUUCGAUAGAUUUGUUAGAUUUGUUGGUCGCUGUCGAUCCUUUUAUUUUGAUGUUUUGCAUAAUUUACUUUCCAAAUAUGAUAUAAGCGUUUACAUUCCGGUGAAAAAGGUUUGUUCAACAUUGAGACUCGAUGAUUCCACCGAUAUUAAAGAGGACAAAACCAUACCCGAAGUCGAAACAGUUGCGAAGAUAGUUUAUAUCAUUCAUAAAUGUGUUUUGUAUAUAGGUGAUUUGUCACGGUAUAGGACAUUUGUCGCAAAAACAUAUUUACCUUCAACGGCGAUUUCCAAGGCUGACAACAAUAAUUAUAGCAAAUCCAUUGAGCUCUACAAAUUGUCUUUGUUGAUUCUGCCUUCGCUUGGUGAUCCUUACAACCAUAUCGCAAUCAUUGACAAUUUUAAAGAUGAUAAAUUCAACGUGGUCUACAAUUUUGUCAGGUCAUCGAUGACUAGCAGCCCUCUUAAGAUUGGAUUUAAUAAUUUGAUAAACCUUCUGGCAAAGCAACCAACACAAAAUCCGAUUCUUCACAAAUUUGAGUCAAGAAAUGGUCUGGACCGGAGAACAAUAACCAAGAACGAUCGCAUGGAACUAUUAAAGCUCCAAUUUCUGGUUUUGUUAAACUACUAUUUUCUUCCGGACAAGUGGAGAAUGAAGGAUGGGCUCCUUGUUAAAGGAUAUGAUAUUACCACUAUUGAAAAUGAUUUCUAUCAUCUUUUGGGAGAGCUUGAUUUUCAUAAGCAGAUCUUUAAUGAUUUCUACUUUAAGCAGUUGGUAGUUUUAACUGGAAUGUUUGAGAUGCUUAUAGAUAAAAAGAUGUCGCACUCUGAUCUUAAGCAAAGCCCUCAAAUCAUUUCCAGUUAUUUGGACUUUAUGUUUCGUUACAUUUUAACAUUAAUGAAAAUUGUUCUUGCCAACUGGGAUAAGGGUUCUUUGUCACCGGCAAUUUCGACAAGUUUACUUCCCACAAUUAGACUUCUAUUAUGUUGGCUGAAAGAGCGUGAGUUGGCAAAAUGCUAUUUGUUGCAAAAUUUGCCUUGCUCAACUGCUCUGGCUGAAAUUUAUAAUAAUGUGCAGAAAUUUUUCAAUGAGAAUCCAAACGUGUUAGAUAGAAUUGAUCAAGGUUUAUAUAAGGAUUUAUUUGCGAACCAGAAGUUGUUUGAACACAGACCUAAGCGGAAUAGACUCUUUAAAGAGGAUGUUACUUUGAAAGAGUUAAAGCCGAUCAAUUUCUAUAUGAGCGAUUUUGAUGACGAUCAUCUUUACAGAAAAGAUGAAGCUGCUACCCUUGCUCUUAUUGGUGAAUUGCCUAACGAGUUUCAUAAGAGCAUGAAGUUAAGUGAUAACAUGCUCAGGUUAAUUGCAGUUGGUACUUUAGCCAAGAGGCUUUUGUUGAUGAAUUCUGUUGGUAUCACUUUUGAUGAAACUUUGCAAGAGUUCAUUGUGAAAUAUAGAACUGACACAGAUUUGACAUUUCAAAAGGCCAGUAGUACAUUAAUUACACGAAAGAAAUCAUCAAUUGAAUCAGGUACGAAUGCCACAAAGCGUGAAGCUUCCAAAGGGCAAGCGCAUAGAAAAAAGAUACUAUCGAAAGGUAAAUUUUCCAAAUCUCAGCAGAAAUUUGAGCUCGAUAUCAGAGAUGGCCAAGGCUUGGAGGAUUCCUUAUUUACUGCCGAAGCUCUUAGAACAGAUAAAAAUGGUGUGAUUGAUGUAAAUAAGUAUGUGGGAAUGGUUGACACUUUAAUAAAUAAGAAGUCGGUUGAGAAAGGUCAGUUACCUCCAGAAGAGUCCAAAACCAAAGCUGCAGCUUCAGAAAGCCCGACAAUGCCUCAGGUUCGGAAACCAUCUUUGAAUUCUUACAGUAUUUUGUCCAAUAGCAUAUGGUCCAACAACCCUCCGAGAUCAUUAUCACCGCAAACUUCUUUGGAUAAUGAUAGUACGCGCACUGCAUCGCAAGAUUCAGGUAUAAACUUAGGAAAUGGGCAUCUGACACCUGCGAACACAAUUGGGGGAGUUCCUACGAAUGUAAACUUUACAGAUUUCAGUUCAAAAGUUUCAACUCCACAGUUCAAUGCUGGAUAUAUGAAUGUCUACGGUGGAUUUGGUAUGGCAUCUCCUUCCUCUCAAUAUCUUCCCAAAAAGUAUUUCUAUCCAAUGGAUGGUGUAAGCAAUAGUGUUGGGCCCAUUUUUAAUAGCUCGCCUCUGAACUUUAAUAUGAACAUGCCCUCUGGGUCUUUGGGAAUGGGAAUACCAUCUUUAAACCCAACACAUCCGAUGCAAAAUGAUCGGUCUAAUCCGCUAAGAAAGUCGGAUGAUUCAAUUUCGUCUUCCCAAACGUUCUAUCAAGGUGGCAGCGGAAAUAAUUCUACUAAUAUGAAUGCCAAUGGUUUCCUCAAUGACGGAAGUUCUUUUCAGGAUAAGUUUGCCUCAAACGGAAUACUGGGUUCGAAUUUCGACAACACAUAUCACAAAUAA
This is a messenger RNA of Brettanomyces bruxellensis, 2910 nucleotides long. RefSeq lists its product as uncharacterized. Bases 1 to 2910 code for a protein of 969 amino acids. The transcript has a single exon. Lineage: Eukaryota; Fungi; Ascomycota; Pichiomycetes; Pichiales; Pichiaceae. Gene Ontology annotation, biological process: nuclear-transcribed mRNA catabolic process, nonsense-mediated decay. The record is from RefSeq and is a predicted model, not a curated record. Gene Ontology annotation, cellular component: telomerase holoenzyme complex. Gene Ontology annotation, molecular function: telomeric repeat DNA binding; telomerase RNA binding; protein binding.